Molecule: messenger RNA, 2307 nt
Organism: Paralichthys olivaceus (Japanese flounder)
Lineage: Eukaryota; Metazoa; Chordata; Actinopteri; Pleuronectiformes; Paralichthyidae
Product: vesicle-associated membrane protein-associated protein B/C-like
Biological process (GO): endoplasmic reticulum membrane organization
Cellular component (GO): plasma membrane; endoplasmic reticulum membrane
Molecular function (GO): FFAT motif binding
Source: RefSeq, a predicted model, not a curated record
CUCUUCCCGUGACGUCAGCCUCUACCUUCCUUCCCGUCGCUCCCUCUGAUGCUAGCACAAUUAGCAUUAGCCCGCUAGCCUCCAGCAGCUGUCGGUGGCAGUCAGUCAGCCCGGGUGUUGCGUCUGUAAUCCUCCUCCCUCCCGAAGAGAAAAAAAACUGUGAACGGCUGGGUCGCUACCUCGGAAGCCAGCUGCUCCACCUCGCCGGGCCACCUGCAGUAAAACGUUGCCGUCCUCCCCGUCACGACAGGAAGAAGCCCUGGGACAUGGCCAGACCAGAACAAGUCCUGGUGCUAGAGCCACAACACGAACUGAAAUUCCGAGGCCCGUUCACAGACGUGGUCACUGCCACUCUGAAGCUCACCAACCCCACAGAUAGAAAUGUGUGUUUCAAAGUCAAGACAACUGCCCCUCGCAGAUACUGCGUGCGCCCAAACAGCGGCAUCAUUGACGCUGGAACCUCCAUCAAUGUUUCUGUCAUGCUACAGCCUUUUGACUACGACCCCAAUGAAAAGAGUAAACACAAAUUCAUGGUGCAGUCCCUGCUGGCUCCAUACGACAUGACCGACAUGGAAGGAGUUUGGAAGGAGGCGAAGCCUGAAGAGCUGAUGGAUUCAAAGUUGAGAUGUGCAUUUGAGAUGCCUCUAGAAAAUGACAAAACUCAUGAGAGUGAAAGCAACAAAACUAUCACUUCCUCUACCUCCUCUGUUAAGACUGAGCACUCUGUGCUGCCCAAGUCAGCCAGCGCCUCGCUGGAUGAUGGAGAGGUGAAGAAGAUCAUGGAGGAGUGCAAGCGGCUGCAGAUGGAGGUGCAAAGGCUACGGGAAGAAAACAAACAGAUCAGGGAGGACGAUGGGCUGCGGAAGAGAAAGGUGACGUCAGUGGCCGCUUCUCACUCCUCCGCCAUGGCGACCUCAGCUGUGAGGGACGAAGGCCUAAGCACCCGUGUCCUGGCACUCUGCGUGCUGCUCUUUGUCAUUGGAGUCAUCAUUGGCAAGCUGGCCCUGUAGAGACACAGAUGGACAGAGCACAGGGACGGACGGGCGGCGUGCUUGGACGAACACGCGCCAUGACGGCAACGGGGAUGUCUUCUGGGUUUAUGUUGAUUUCUCUUUAUUUUCUUUUUUUUUUACAUUUAAGGCAAUAUCAUGAUGGUUUGUCUGGAUGGAAAAUAAUUUAAUGUGUAAAAAGAAAACGAAGGAAGGUGAUCCCAAGUUAAACCAUGAUUGCAAACGUUUUUGUCACAGGUUUUGCCUUUUCCUUUGUUUUGUGAAAUGAUCUCUGAUCUGUUCUUUCCGUCCACCUCUCUUUCCUAAAUGAUCCUCCACAACUUGCACAGGUCACAGUUAGUGGUGUGUGGAAGUAGCUUCACGCUGGCUGAAUGUCUGAAGUCUUUCAUUUCUUCCUUAUAGAUUCAUUAGUCUCAGACUUCCUCACUCACAUCGUCUCUAAGAAAGCUCUAACACUCCUCUGAUAAUCUCUCUUCCACUUAAUACUGAUGAUCUGCUAAAAGUGAACACAAGUAAUCAGUGAAAGACUUUAUUUCCUCGAUUCAUACUCUGUGUAUUGUCUUCUGAACAGUAGGCGGUGAAAAUGUAAGCCAGUAGAGGCCAUGCAUGUGUGUGUUUUGGUUUUGCCUCCUGCAGGAGGGCUCAUGUGACUGCGUGUGGAUGUUUGUAUGAGGAAGCCACAAACGUAAAAUCGUAGGCGGUUUUAGAACAAAGGAUGAAGGGUGGUGGGGAAAAAAUACAUCUGAACAGAUAUCCUGUACACAACAGAAAAAUGGGGCGGGUUGAAUAAAACCUAUGAUUUCAGUUGCUAACCAGACCAGAGAAUCUUUAAAGAAUUCAACAAACUAUUCUUGGACCAAAUGAUGGGUCCGUAAAAUCAAGAUAAUGAUCAAUAAUUUCUGCUGCAGUGAUCUAAUUCAAAAACAGCUGUAAUCAAGUUUAAGGCGUCAGGUAUUUCCCAGUUCAAGUUCCACUUCCCAGAUAAUUUUACUUCCUCAGGUUGCCAGAGAAAGGAAAAAAAGACCCAAUUUCCCUCUGAAACCAGUGAACAUAUCAAGUAAAACCAACUGUACAUCUUCAGCAGUUUACGCCACGUUGUUUGAUUUCACCCAUGGGGUAUUGUGUGUCCUCUAGUGUAUCACAUUGAUUUGUUUGCAUUUUUUUCUCCCUUCCAUAAAUAUGUAGCCACGAAGCUUCUGAUGUUUAUAAUAUUCAAAUGCACUAUAUUAAAGUGUCCUCUCUGCAGUUUGCAUGAACUGACCUGGGUUUAUUAUGAUUAUUAUUAUUAUUUUGAGUG